Messenger RNA from Metschnikowia bicuspidata var. bicuspidata NRRL YB-4993, 565 nucleotides. RefSeq lists its product as uncharacterized. The coding region runs from base 136 to 435 and encodes 99 amino acids. NCBI's taxonomy places the organism in Eukaryota, Fungi, Ascomycota, Pichiomycetes, Serinales, Metschnikowiaceae. The transcript has a single exon. The record is from RefSeq and is a predicted model, not a curated record.
UCGCUCUGCACAACUCCGGCGUGGUCGAGAGUGUGGGAGCUGGGCUUUUUCUACUACUAUAUUCCUGUGAGGCGCGCCACUCACCCUUGUUCUAUGUUUGUAUAAUACCAAUAAACAAUUGUUAAUCCUCUGCAUAUGCUCACGGCUUGCAUGCCUGACGUGAAACUUCAUGCGGGCUUAUCGUGCGACUGGAGCUUUGAUGGCUUUGAUAGCUUUGAUGGCUUUGAUAGCUUUUAUGGCUUUGAUAAUUUUGAAAACUUUGAGGUCGAGCUCUAUUCAGUGAGACGAAAAUAUCUUGUCCUCCACUUUUCUUGCUUCUCGGCACUUUUCUUUUUGAUCCCCAGGCUUUUCAUUGUGCACUUCUUUUGUCUGGUCUUGUCUACAUCACCUGUCUCAUUCAAGACGCAUUUAAUCCGGUAUAUUGGCAAAGGAUAGUUCAGAGGCCAUUGAUUCGAGUGUGCCCCACAAUCCCAUAAGAAGAACCACACCUGCCCUUUUUCUUUCUCGAUCUAAAAAGUCCCCGGUAUAUUUGAAGGCAGGGAAGUCUUGGUGAAAUACAUUUGGA